AUGCAUCAAAGAGGAAGUAAAGCUUCACAAAGCUACUCACGAAAACGAAGGAAUGACUAUCAACAUACGGAACAGUUCAGUGACAGUCCAUUGCUUCUCGAAAACCCUGUUGUUCCAGACAUAGUACGUUCUGUGGUGGAGCCGGACAAAGUGAAGACCUAUCUUCAGAAGCUUAUUCCGGAAAAGAAGUCCGACGAGAAGUCAACUCAUGUCAAAAUUCUCCUAGGAAACUCCGAGUCACAAAUUUUCACAGCCGAAUUCAAGAAUGAAUUGAUAAAUAACUUCCAUCUUGAUUCUAUCACUUUGUCUGAGAGCAGCCCGUUUAGCGUUGAUCGCAUUAUAACGCUUUAUGGUGAACAAAUUAGUUUACUGGCAGCCACUGCGUUUAUUGGGUUCACGAAUUCUGCGGAAUCAAACAAUCUUUUAAGGCAUGAGUCCUUCACUCUACGAUCACAAAACUACAAAAUCGAUAUCUUGGUGGAAGCUAGAGAGUUUGAGUUAGUGCUGUUUUCAGAGGGCAAAGCGCUGGUUGACUUUGCGCCAUACGACUUUAACCGAAACCUAAACGUUGUCAACAUAAAAGGUGAUCUUCAAUACUUGAUGAACACUGUUUCAGAGUAUUCCCGAAGGUUUUCAUUUCAAGUAUACAAGCAAGACACAGAUAUAAAAAUUCUUCCCACUAUAAGGCUGCAUGAUUAUGACCAUUUGUUCGAGUCUUCAGAAACAGAAGACCAGUUACGAGUCAGCAAGGAAGAGCUCCUCAAAUUCAUCUAUCUGAAGAACGUCUUGAAUGAUCUUUCCUGUAAAUAA
Candidozyma duobushaemuli is the source of this 810-nucleotide messenger RNA. RefSeq lists its product as uncharacterized. NCBI's taxonomy places the organism in Eukaryota, Fungi, Ascomycota, Pichiomycetes, Serinales, Metschnikowiaceae. The transcript has a single exon. The coding region runs from base 1 to 810 and encodes 269 amino acids. The record is from RefSeq and is a predicted model, not a curated record.